Coregonus clupeaformis (lake whitefish) is the source of this 2125-nucleotide messenger RNA. Its product is annotated as visual system homeobox 2-like. The record is from RefSeq and is a predicted model, not a curated record. Gene Ontology annotation, biological process: regulation of transcription by RNA polymerase II. Bases 134 to 1318 code for a protein of 394 amino acids. Lineage: Eukaryota; Metazoa; Chordata; Actinopteri; Salmoniformes; Salmonidae. Gene Ontology annotation, molecular function: DNA-binding transcription factor activity, RNA polymerase II-specific; sequence-specific double-stranded DNA binding. Gene Ontology annotation, cellular component: nucleus. The transcript has 5 exons.
UGACUCUUGUUGGAAUGGACCUGUUGGAUAAAAGGACCAUUUUAGAGUCUCGAGUGAUACAUCGUGGCUAGUGCACUGGGGACCGACCUGUGAGCCGAUACAAAUAGGGAAUAGGCCAACUAUCGAAGACACCAUGACAGGUAAACAAGGAGCUGCGGUGCUAUCGGAAACGUUGAAUAUAUCCAAAACGUCCUCUAUCGGUGCUAACGGAGGGAAUAACAGCCUGCACAAACAAUCAAAGAACAGCGCCACGCACCCUCCCAGAUGCACGGGAUUCGGGAUACAGGAGAUUUUAGGGCUGAAUAAAGAGCCUUCGGCGGCCCCGAGGAGCGCCUUGCAAUCACUGCCAGUUGGGGCGCAUCUGCUUGCCGCCAGGUCAAUGCUUGGCCCCACUGGUGUAGGAGUUGGGAUGGGAUUAAUUGGGCCUGGAGGGAUUCCAUUCUACAGGCAACCAGCGUUUUUGGAGGUCCUGCAAGAUGCGCAAAACGUUCACCUGCAGCCCCACAACAGAACUGUGGGACCUCUGGACCACAGCCAGUCCGCCAGUUCGGACUCAGAAGAUUUGUCAUCAAGUGAACGAAAACUCUCAAAGAACUCAUUAAGCCAGAGCAAGAAACGGAAGAAAAGAAGGCACCGAACCAUAUUCACAUCUUACCAGCUUGAGGAGUUGGAGAAGGCCUUUAAUGAAGCCCACUACCCUGAUGUGUAUGCAAGAGAGAUGCUGGCUAUGAAAACAGAGCUUCCAGAGGACAGAAUACAGGUCUGGUUCCAGAACCGCAGGGCCAAAUGGAGGAAGAGGGAGAAGUGCUGGGGUCGCAGCAGUGUGAUGGCAGAGUAUGGGCUGUAUGGAGCUAUGGUCCGUCACUCUAUCCCCCUACCGGAUUCCAUCCUCAAGUCUGCCAAGGAUGGCAUCAUGGACUCCUGUGCCCCAUGGCUGCUUGUUCAAGAUGGCUUUCCAAUCAGCAGACGCUUUUCUAAAUCCGAAUACCCACAAUUCUUUACAGGGAUGCACAAAAAGUCCAUGGAGACCACGGUCGUCCAGCCAACAGGGAAGUCCGACGUUCCCCAGCAGCCAGCCAUUCAGAGGGCAGAAGAGUGCGACGUGGAGGAGAAGAGGGCGGAGGGCAAGUCACCGAUUUCCAAAGAGGAACUGAGGGAGAACAGCAUCGCAGCACUCAGGGCAAAAGCACAGGAGCACAGUGCCAAGGUGCUCGGGACUGUUACAUGCGAGAGACCAGAGAGCAAAGUGGAGAGACAGGCGACAGAGGAAAAAUCUAGUGGCCCUUUGAGUCCAGUGGAAGAGCCCAAGAGUCCAUAGACCCUCACUUUGUACAGACUUUGCAGUGCCCUUGACUGUGCUCUAAACAUCUGUAUGGAUUCAACUAGAUCGAUCAGUAUUACAGUGUUCUCUGAGAGGUUUUUACAUGUUGAACGUCCUAGAUCUCUAUUAUACUGUUCUAAAAUGACCUGCUUUAUACUGGUCUUCCUAUUGGAAAGAUGAAAUAACUACAUUUGUAUUUUAUUGACUAAGAAAAACCCCAAUGCACUUUCUGUCUUUCUUACUCCCUGACAUUCAUACAAAUAUUGAUGCUUACAUAGUGUUGAAAAUUGUUUAAUAUGGGGUUAGCAGUCCAUACAGAUGUAUAUUGCUGACAACCCCUAUAACUAGAAGACACUUUACAAAUGUCUAUCAUUGAAUAUUCUUAAACUACUCAUUCAGUAUGCAAAGUGCAUACUUGUGUUUGUUAGAAUUAACCAUUUAGGACAUUUGUUGAUAUAUAUGUUUGUUGAUAUAUAAGUAGCAAUCUCUGAAACUAUACUGUACUGUAUAUUGAAUUCACAGCAUCCAUAGUGUUGAUGCUGACUGUGUUUCUUGUAUAGUCGCUCCCCUGAAGACUUUGGGAUGAUGAUGUAAGAAAGGGAAAACAUUAUUCCACUAAUUUGGAACACACAAUGAUGAAAAAGUUGUCUUACGUUGUUCUUAUGCUGUAUAUAAUGGAGCUAGAAAAGGCUCACAAAGGCUCUGUUAAAAUAUACUUUCAUGUAGUCUUAAAAUGUUUUGUGUUUUUGUUUCAUAGUCUGUAUAAUAUGCAAUACAAAGUAUUAAAACAUUUUUUUUAAUGAG